This is a messenger RNA of Suillus fuscotomentosus, 150 nucleotides long. RefSeq lists its product as uncharacterized. The transcript has a single exon. The annotation marks the transcript as partial. The record is from RefSeq and is a predicted model, not a curated record. NCBI's taxonomy places the organism in Eukaryota, Fungi, Basidiomycota, Agaricomycetes, Boletales, Suillaceae.
AAGGUCAUCUGUGACAACACUUACUCCAACAAAUCCUGGAGUAUUGUAGCCCAGGGUAUGUUCCAAUUGCAAGAAAUCAAUCAGAUGGAGGGCAAGAUAUAUCAGUAUCUGGAGUGGGAACUCAAUGUGGAUCUGGUAAGUUUAUCAUGA